AUGCAUGGAAAUCGAGAAAUCAAGCAAAACAACAACACAACGAGCACCAAAUGCAAAUGUACGAUUAUUGCACCACAAGUCAAUCCAACCCUAACAAUGGAGAGAUAUUUCAAAGUACCAUUCUCACGUCCUGCUGAUAUCUACAAGAAUAACAACAAUGGAUUAAUUACUGAUAGCCGAGUAAUACAACAAGGUUUGUGGUAUGCGCACUUCAAUGGACAAUGGAUCCAACGACAGAUCGAAAUGCAUCCGAAUAAGACUCCCAUCCUACUCGUUGCUGGCCGAGACGACCUGCACAUGUGCGAAAUCCUGCUUGAUCAAACUGGACUAACCUGUAAGAAGGGUGCCGAAAUUCUCGAAUCCGAGUUUGAGACCGUUUGGCUUCAUCUCGGCGGUGCACCUACUCAGAAAUGGAGGCCGUAG
This is a messenger RNA of Strongylus vulgaris, 423 nucleotides long. The record is from the annotation of a GenBank genome assembly. NCBI's taxonomy places the organism in Eukaryota, Metazoa, Nematoda, Chromadorea, Rhabditida, Strongylidae.